Molecule: messenger RNA, 980 nt
Organism: Polyodon spathula (Mississippi paddlefish)
Lineage: Eukaryota; Metazoa; Chordata; Actinopteri; Acipenseriformes; Polyodontidae
Product: ferritin, heavy subunit-like
Exons: 6
Coding region: 288-980 (230 amino acids)
Biological process (GO): iron ion transport; intracellular iron ion homeostasis
Cellular component (GO): cytoplasm
Molecular function (GO): ferric iron binding; ferrous iron binding
Source: RefSeq, a predicted model, not a curated record
CGCGUAUUGAGCUCAGAAAUCAUCGAGCAGCCUUCGGAGAGAGAGUAAGGUGUUCCUGCUUCAACAGUGCUUGAACGGAACCCGCACACAGAACCUUUCUUUAAAGGAAUAUAUAGAAAAUAUUAUUCAGUUUUAAUCCCAGCUCUGGUUGAUACUUUAGCUAUUACUUAGUCAUAAAAAAACGCAACGAAUUAAAAAAGCGUAAUCAUAUUAAAAAGCGCUGUCUGUAUCUUCCUGCAUCAUCGACGCUUCACUGCUAUUCUCAAGGGCAUUUCCAGACCGUGACAAUGAGCUCCCAAGUCAGACACAACUUCCACCAGGACUGUGAGGCAGCCAUCAACAGGCAGAUCAACCUGGAGCUGUAUGCCUCCUACGUGUACCUCUCCAUGUCGUACUACUUCGACCGGGAUGACGUGGCGCUGCACAACUUUGCCAAGUUCUUCAAGCACCAGUCCCACGAGGAGCGUGAGCAUGCAGAGAAGCUGAUGAAGCAGCAGAACCAGAGAGGGGGGCGCAUCUUCCUGCAGGACAUCCGGAAGCCAGAACGUGACGAGUGGGGCAGUGGUCUGGAGGCUCUGGAAUGCGCUCUGCAGCUGGAGAAGAGCGUCAACCAGUCUCUGCUGGACAUGCACAAGGUGGCGUCCGAGCGCAAUGACCCUCACAUGUGUGAUUUCAUUGAGACUCACUACCUGGACGAGCAGGUCAAGUCCAUCAAGGAGCUGGGAGACUGGGUGACCAACCUGCGCCGUAUGGGUGCUCCCCAAAACGGCAUGGCAGAGUACCUGUUCGACAAGCACACCAUGGGGUCCGCGCAGGGUGCGGAGUGGAACGCAAUUAUCAGCAAGCCCAAAGUGCAAGAUCCACGCAAGCAGGGAACUCACACCUCCUCCUUGCCCUGGCACAGGCUCCACUCCAGUAUCCAAGACAUUCUGAACACAGCCAUGUUCCCUGCUCUCCACCUCUCUGCUCUGCGGGUGUGA